AUGGCUUCCGUCUCAUCUCUCGAUAAAGACCUUUCAAGGCUUCGUCUCGCCAAAUACACAGCCCAGGAUUCACAGGAUGUUAAGGACUGGAUAGGGGGUAUCUUGGGUGAAACUUUGCCAGCAGGUGACUUGAUGGUUAUUUUGAAAGAUGGUGUAGUUUUGUGCAAGCUUGCCAACCGCCUCGAAACCUCCAAUCCCAAAUUAAAGUUCAAAAAGUCCGCCAUGCCAUUCGUUCAAAUGGAAAAUAUCUCUCAUUUUCUCUCCUUCAUCUCUCGCCCCCCAGUCUCUCUGGCAGCUCAUGAUGUCUUCCUCACUGUCGACCUUUUUGAGCAGAAAGAUCCCGCUCAAGUUGUCCAAUGUCUUGGGGCUUUCUCCCGCGCUGCUAAUAAACUUGAUCCGAUUUCUUUCCCUACAACUCUUGGUGGUCUUAAAAUUCCUACAUCAACUGCUGCUCUCUCACCUCAGCAUUCUGGCGGUUGGUCGCCUGGGAAAAGAAGUGUUUCUGCAGGAUCUACUGGUGGGGUUGCAAAUGCGUAUGUUCAAUCCGCAGCUGCUACAGGCACUGCCCCGGCGUGGAAUAUCGCACAGUACGGCUAUAUGGGCGGUGCAUCGCAGGGAAACCAAGGGGUUUCAUUUGGUUCACGGCGACAAAUCACCAAUCAACCUAUUGUCAAAGGUCCCUCGUUGGAUGAUCGUGAGAAACUUAGGAAGAACUCUACGGAUGAUGCGCAGCGUAUUCAGGAUGCGUCCCAAGAGAGGCGGCGCGCCGAGGAAGAAAGAUCACAUAUCGAAGACGAAAGAAGAAGGGAGGGCCAAAAGCGGAAAGAAGAAGAAGAGAGAAAAAAUAUUGAAGACGAAAAAAGACGGAGAGAUGAGGAAGAGCGAAAACGUAUUCAGAAUGAGGCUGUGCGAAGGGAAGAGGAACGGAAGCGUAUCGAAGACGAUGAGCGUCGGAAGCCUGUUAUGGAAGCAAAGAGACAUCGAGAACAGUUAGAAGAGGAGACUGCGCUAGAGAUUACACAGAAAAGGCAGAAGGAGGACGAAGCUCGUCGAGUUCGCGAUGCAGAGACUCAACGAAAGCUCGAUGCUGAGAAAUCUGAACGUGAGCGAGAACGAGAGAGAAUCCGACAAUUGGAACGUGAGCUUGCGAAAGCUCGCGAACGUGAACGUAUAUAUGAAGCUGAGAAGGAAGAACGGCGCCGACAAGAUACGGAACGAAUGCGUCGUGAUGCGCAGGAAGCUGUGAUCCGAAAGCAUAAAACUGGGGAUACCACGUAUGGCCAACGGACUGGCGAUCGAGACCCGUUCUAUGUUCGUUCACACAAGACGGGUGAUCGAGAGGGGGAAAACAUGGAAGCAGAGCGUCGUUUCCUUGCCGGAGCUUGGCGCGCAGACAUAACCACCCCGCCAUCGACAACAAAUUCUACUCCAUUAUUCCCCCAGCACACUCCUGGUACGCCUCCGCCGCACCCCCCAAGAGCACUCCCCACACCGCCUCCGCGCAAACUUCCUCCUGUACCAACGACCCCGAAUAGGGUCGGUGCGUUACCGAGUAGUCGAUACUUUGCGCAAGAGCACCUCGCGAUAGCCCUAGAACGUGAGCGCGCCGAGAAACGAGAAGCAGACAAAAGACAAGCUUAUAAAUGGGCCAGCAUGUCUCUUUUGGAGCGGGAACGGGAGAGAGAACGGGAGAGGCAGAGAGAGUGGGAAGCCAACCAAAGGGAGAUAGAAGAAAGACGCGAGAGAGAAGGCGCCGGUGAUGACGGGCCUGCGUGGGACGUUAACCAAUAUGGAUACAUGGGGGGUGCCGACCAAGGAAAAAUGGGAGUGUCGUUUGGAGGCAGACGGCAGAUUAUCGGGCCAAGAGAUGUGCCCAAGAAGUGGUAA
Morchella sextelata is the source of this 1887-nucleotide messenger RNA. RefSeq lists its product as uncharacterized. The transcript has 7 exons. NCBI's taxonomy places the organism in Eukaryota, Fungi, Ascomycota, Pezizomycetes, Pezizales, Morchellaceae. Gene Ontology annotation, molecular function: protein binding. The record is from RefSeq and is a predicted model, not a curated record. The coding region runs from base 1 to 1887 and encodes 628 amino acids.